Molecule: messenger RNA, 1629 nt
Organism: Ochotona curzoniae (black-lipped pika)
Lineage: Eukaryota; Metazoa; Chordata; Mammalia; Lagomorpha; Ochotonidae
Gene: ANP32A
Product: acidic nuclear phosphoprotein 32 family member A
Exons: 7
Coding region: 146-910 (254 amino acids)
Biological process (GO): regulation of apoptotic process; nucleocytoplasmic transport
Cellular component (GO): nucleus; perinuclear region of cytoplasm
Molecular function (GO): histone binding
Source: RefSeq, a predicted model, not a curated record
GUGUGCGCCGCGGGUGCUGGGGGCUCGAGCACCGAGCGCGGAGCUGGUUGAGCCUUCAAAGUCCUAAAACGCGCGGCCGUGGGUUCGGGGUUUAUUGAUUGAAUUCCGCCGGCGCGGGAGCCUCUGCAGAGAGCGAGCGCGAGAGAUGGAGAUGGACAAACGGAUUCAUUUAGAGCUGCGGAACAGGACGCCCUCUGAUGUGAAAGAGCUUGUCCUGGACAACUGUCGGUCGAAUGAAGGCAAAAUUGAAGGCCUGACAGAUGAAUUUGAAGAACUGGAAUUCUUGAGUACAAUCAACGUCGGCCUCACCUCAGUCGCAAACUUACCAAAGUUAAACAAACUCAAGAAGCUUGAACUAAGCGAUAACAGAAUCUCAGGGGGCCUGGAAGUAUUGGCAGAAAAGUGUCCGAACCUUACGCAUCUAAACUUAAGCGGAAAUAAAAUUAAAGACCUCAGCACGAUAGAGCCCCUGAAAAAGUUAGAAAACCUCAAGAGCUUAGACCUUUUCAAUUGCGAGGUGACCAACCUGAACGACUACCGGGAAAACGUGUUUGAGCUCCUCCCGCAGCUCACGUACCUCGAUGGCUACGACCGGGAUGACAAGGAGGCCUCCGACUCAGAUGCCGAGGGCUACGUGGAGGGCCUGGAUGACGACGAGGAGGAGGAGGAUGAGGAGGACGAGGAGGAUGAAGAGUUGUUUGACGAAGACGCUCAGGUAGUGGAAGACGAGGAGGACGAGGACGAGGAGGAGGAGGGCGAAGAGGAGGACGUGAGUGGAGAGGAGGAGGAGGAUGAGGAAGGUUACAACGACGGGGAAGUGGAUGAGGAGGAAGAGGAAGAUGCUGGCGAGGAAGAAAGGGGUCAGAAGCGGAAACGAGACCCCGAAGACGAAGGGGAAGAGGACGACUGAGCGGAAUCACUAUUUUGAAAAAAAUUCCUAUUGUGAUUUGACUGUUUUUACCCGUCUCCCCUCCCCCCUCCUCCAAAUCCUGCCCCCCUGAAACUUAUUUUUUUCUGAUUGUAACGUUGCCGUGGGAACGAGAGGGGAACCGUGUACUGGGGGUCGCGGGGGGGGGGGCGGGAGGGGUGGAAUAAAAGACUAUUUUUACUGCCAUCCUUUAUUUUUUCCCCCUCCUCUUCCUUUGUGUCUGGUUUCGUCCCUGUAAGUACACACCGACUAAGCAUCUGUCCCCCUCCGAUGCCAUGGGCUGGGACAUUUCCUGGUGGGUCCCGGGUCCCUGGAGUUGGCAGAGGGAUGGGGCACUAGACCUCAAUCCAUUUACUCUGAGCCCUGGAGGGCCCAGGCCUGAAGCUGUGUCUGUUCAAGUCUAGCUCUGGUCCUCGCAAUUUCCCUGCAGUUCUUGGGUUGUAAACAGUGGUCUGCAGGCAGGUGGAUUUGGCAUGGGUUCCAGGGCUCUUCCCUGUCGUUCCACUUCCCUGGUCCCUUGCCCAGAGGGUGGCGGGCUCCUGUCGCUGCUGAGACGACACAGUGUCCUGAGGGCUGGGGGACAGGACACCAAACCCAGCGGCCGUGAGCUGGAAUGGCAAAUAAACUGGACCUGGUAGCAUUCACCUGCCGACAUCUGUCUGUCGGCAACAUCAAGAAAACUGGCCUGUGUUUUUCUGGAA